Molecule: messenger RNA, 2402 nt
Organism: Lepisosteus oculatus (spotted gar)
Lineage: Eukaryota; Metazoa; Chordata; Actinopteri; Semionotiformes; Lepisosteidae
Source: RefSeq, a predicted model, not a curated record
UUUUUUCCUCAGGCGCGCUAUGGACACCCUAUAGAUUUGGGUCUUUUUGGAGAGGUGUCGCUGCUCUGAUGAUUUUAGUAAAUCUGUUAAGUGAGCUGUUUUCUUCUGGUUUAACUUCGCCUGGUCUCUUUCUGUGAUAAUAUGCAAAGAUGUACCUUAUUAUGCUAAAAUGAACUUAAAAAUGUCUUUACUGAUAGAGAAAUUAAUCGGUGUGAGAUAUUUAACGGUGAGAUAACUACAAUACCCAGGUUUAAUCACUGACUGAGAUUUUAAUAAUUUACUAAUCGCUGGGUAGUUUCAUUAUUUUGCUUCGGUUGUCGGCGAUGCUGAGUAAUGACAGGUUACAAAGUGGAAGGUUAAUAACGUUUAGGUUUCUGUGUGAGUCAAAGCACGGUUAUCGGCACCAAAACAGCAGGAAACCAUGUUGAACGCCGCUGUCAAGGAAAGAGAUUCUUGCCUUUUAAAGUAACAUUUUAUAAUCAGGUUUAAAAUCCUUCCUUCUUUUAUUUGGAUUUUCCAAAGUAGUAUUAGCUUUCGGUUUGUUUGAACCAUGCAUGCUGGGAGUCACGGACUGGAGUAGGGACGGUGUCUGGUUACUUUAACCAAAGAUGGCCAGGCAGUGUGUGAUCGGCAGUAAAGAUGGACUGGUCACGGCGCACUCGUCCUGGGUUUUCUCUUCGUCUUCUCAUGAAGACAUCUUGUCUCUCCAAACCGGGAACAACCCGGGGGAUUACCCCGAAGACGGCGAGACCGUUCCUGUGUUCCUACAGCAGGACCCCGAGGACGAAAUGCUCCCCUGCGAGCUGCGACUGCAGUGCGCCCCCGGCUCUUGCUCUGACAUGGCCUGGCUGCAGGUCGUGAGUGAAGCGCGGACCAUGGAAGUGUAUUGUGGGUCCGAGUACUGCGGUACCUGCCGAGGCGAGCGAGUUAGCAGCCUGCAAAUCAACGGUGUUAGCGACAGCAUUUCCUUGUAUCGGAAACAACUAAAAUUAGACAGUCCUUCUAGAUCUUGUGAAGUGAAGCUGCUGUCUCUUGGUGGCCAAAAGAAAGUGGGAAUCAGUAGGAUCGUAGUGGGAGUGAAGCCUGCUGGGAAACUGGGGAGCCCCCCUUGUGUGGGGAGCAGCAUUGACCUGCAGCGUGUGCGGGCCAUGAUGGAGUCCAUGGGUACCACCCUCUCUCCCGGAGCGCAGAACCUCAUGGACAUGGUGCAGUUUCAGCAGGAGAAUAAACCUGAUGUCCUGGGGGGAUUUCUGCCUCUUCUGUUGGGCAGUGGACCACUGGCAGCUCUGGUGAAAGGAGGCUCAGAGUCCCGAUCAACAGCACACACAGACUUGCACACCUCCAGGGACAUCCAGUGCACAGAUCUACUGCCUGCCCAAGAGAGCAAGUCAGAAAGUGCUGAUGCUCCCAGCAUUGUGAAUAGUACCUGCAUAGAUAAGACUUCAGCCACUGGAGAACAGCAGCUUCCAACAGUGAAUACUAAUUCUUCUGAACAGAUAUAUACAGAUGUGAUAUCAUCCUUUCUGAACGGUCAGGCCAGGAGGAAGCAGUGUAGCUUUAGCCCUGAAUUGCUACCUGUCCUACGUUUCCUUUGCAUGUUUCUCAGGCAGGAUCACUCCUGCUGUUGUGCUGUGGAACAGGCUUUACAGAAACGGCUGGAGGAGAUGGAGAGGAGGCUGAUGGAGCACAUUGACCAACGCCUCAGUGCCCUGCAGGACAGUCUGGAGAGCAGGGUGUUGUCAGCACUGCCCCACAGUGUCCAGACGGGCAAAUCCCACUGCAGCUGCAGAACAGUGCUGCUCAAUGGAGAUAUAUGAGUAGGGUGUACCUCUGGCAGGAAUGCUAUUACUUUGUGAAAAGCUUCAAUCCUAAAUCCUUUUUAGGUGACUGAAAAAUGUACUGGUAGCAGAUGUGUCCUAGUCCUUUGAUGGCACUGAAGAGAACAGGUGUCUAAAAGUGUUUCUUUUGUCCUCAUUUGUUUUUUAUUGGUGCUUCUGCUCUUAAGGUAUUUUUCAGAAGGGAAGACACAAUGGGGAAAAAAGUGACAUACCAAAAAUCACAGCAAAGAACUGCAGUAUAGAUGCCUGUGAUGAUCUUUUAAUAAAUCCUGCACAUGUCCAUGUUAACAGAAAAGGGCUUUUAACUUUUAUGUGCUAUGUUUUUAGUUUUAUUUUUUUUAACCCAAAGAUCUUGUUAGAACUAAGAUUGGCAGUCAUUACAUCUGAAAAUUAAAGUUUUGGAAUUAUGUCUGAAAAGGGAGAUGUCACAGUCAAACAUCAUGAAGAAUAUAUUAGUUCAAUCUUGCUAGGCAGUAUUGUACAUGCAAGUCCUGUCACAGAAUUCCAUGGGUUGGUCUGAUUCUUCACCCACCAGAGAGAGCAAAUUAAAGGGCUUCUCUGAAC